This is a messenger RNA of Sphenostylis stenocarpa, 1914 nucleotides long. The record is from the annotation of a GenBank genome assembly. NCBI's taxonomy places the organism in Eukaryota, Viridiplantae, Streptophyta, Magnoliopsida, Fabales, Fabaceae.
AUGCAGUUUCGCAAAACAUGGCAUCUUUGUGUGGGUUUGGCUUCUGAGGAGUUUCUAGAGCUUACCAAAAGUGCACUGCUGGCUGCUCUGGAAGCUCUUCCUCCUGGUUCACUUUUUGGGCUUGCUACCUUCAGCCACAAACUAGGAUUGUAUGAUGUUCAAGGUCCAAUACCUGUCGUGAAAAAUGUUUUCAUUCCUCCUGAUGCAGAGGGAACCUUGCCUAUUGAGCUUGAAGAUGUCAUGCCUUUGUUACAGUUUCUGGCUCCUGUGGACACUUGUAAGGACCGCAUUGCAUCUGCACUUGAAACACUUAGACCAACAACUUCAUGGGAAAGAACUACGGGAGCAGGUCAAGGACUGGAUGGUGUUCUGAUAGGUGGGCGUGGUUUUGGGAUGGCAAUGGAAGCUCUCUGCAAUUACCUUGGAUCGGAAUAUGGGAGCACUUUUGCUUUAGCUAGAGUCUUUGCUUUCUUGUCUGGUCCCCCUGAUUAUGGAGCUGGACAAUUGGACACAAGACGAUAUGGUGAGCAAUAUGCAAGCAAGGGAGAGGAUGCAGAUCGUGCUUUACUCCCAGAGCAGACACCCUUCUAUAAAGAUCUGGCUGCUGUUGCUGUUCAAGCAGGUGUAUGUGUUGACAUAUUUGCUGUAACAAAUGAGUACACUGAUUUGGCAUCCUUAAAGUUUCUGAGUAUAGAAAGUGGGGGUUCCUUAUUUUUAUACACAAGUACCGAGGACUCAACAUUGCCUCAGGACAUGUAUCGAAUGUUGAGUCGGCCAUAUGCUUUUGGUUGUGUCCUGCGGUUAAGAACCUCAACUGAAUUUAAACCUGGAAAUUCUUAUGGUCACUUCUUUCCAGAUCCACAGUAUGAAAACGUUCAACACAUCAUAUGUUGUGAUUCUUAUGCUACAUAUGCUUACGACUUUGUGUUUGAGAACAACAUUGGAUUUUCCAGAAAUAAAUCAGAUGUUCCUACAAUUCAGAUUGCAUUUCAGUACUCAGUUGUUGUUCCUCCUCAGGAACUUUCUAAUUCAGAAGAGACUUCUACAAAUAGGUAUGGUGAAGACCAAUUCAUUCAUUUGAACAGAACCAAGCAUUCCCUUCAGCGUAGGCUAAGGAUCCGAACAUUGCAAUAUGGUGUUGCUCAGAGCUUUCGUGAACUUUGUGAUAGUUGUGAUCCUGAAGUUGUUCUCUCUCUCCUGGUUCACAAGGUUAUAUUAGCCUCUUUGGAGGAAGGAGUUAGGGAGGGUCGAAUUUUACUUCAAGAAUGGCUAGUGAUGCUCACAGCUCAGUACAAUGAUGGAUAUGAGCUUAUUCAGUAUAGCGAUGGAGGUUCCAUAAGAUCUCAGAUUGAUGUUGCAUUGUCUCAAUGUCCUCAACUACAGCCCCUACCGCGCCUAAUUUUUGCUCUCCUUCGAAGUCCUCUUCUCCGGUUUCAUGAAGAAGGGGUUCAUCCCGACUACCGCAUCUAUCUUCAAUGCCUUUUCAGCAUGUUGGAACCCAGUUCCCUUCAUCGUGCUGUGUAUCCUGUGAUGACAUCAUAUGCUACCCCAGAUAAACAAGCAUAUCCUCGCCAUUCAUUGAGUCGUGCCGCACUGAUUACCAGCGGCAGUCCGAUAUUUUUCCUUGAUGCAUUCACAAUUUUGAUUGUGUUCUACUCUUCAACUGCAGACCCGACAAUUCCUUUUCCUCCACCCCAUGAUUGUUUGUUAAGGACUACAAUCAACAAAUUGAAGCAAGAUAGAUGCAUCACUCCCAAACUCAUUUUCAUUCGAGGCGGACAUGAUGAUGCGUCAAUUUUUGAGAACUUUCUGAUCGAAGAGCAGGAUGUUGAUGGAAGUGGUCUUACCAGUGUGAUGGGUUUUGUUUCCUUCCUAGAAGAUAUUAGACAAAAAGUUCUGGAGUUCAUGAAAUAA